AACCUCAGCAUUGAUUUAUUGUCUCUUAUCUUCAAUUUUAUUUCUCUAUUAUUAAUUUUCCAUUCUCUAUCUUAAGCUCUUAAUCCACUCAAUUCUAAUUCGCCAUGCCUGGAAAUCGAGCAGGAGAAAUCAUGUGGCCGGGAUUGGUAGCAAGCAAGAUCUUGAAAACAAGAUUAGGAAGCAACAAUUUCGUAGCAGAUUUUCCGAGUAAUAAUAAUACUGCUCAUCAUCACUAUGAAGUUGAUGAUAGUUCAAAAUUAGGUCAGCCAUCUUUGAGCGCGGACUCCAUUUUUAACCAUAAUGACAAGGUCGACACAAACAACUAUAAGGUUUUUGUUAGCACGUGGAAUGUUGGUGGAAUUGCACCAGAUGAAGAUCUGGAUAUGGAGGAUUGGCUUGAUACACCCAACAUUUGUGACAUAUAUGUUCUUGGGUUUCAAGAAAUUGUGCCACUAAGAGCAUCGAAUGUUCUAGGUUCUGAGAAUAGCAAGAAUUCGAUGAAAUGGAAUUCGAUAAUUAGAAAAGCAUUGAACAAGAAGAUUAUUAAUAAUUACGAUGAAAAUAGCAAUAAUGUUCCUAAAGAUUUCCGGUGUGUGAUUAGCAAACAAAUGGUGGGAAUAUUAAUAUCAGUUUGGGUUCGGAGUGAUCUUCGUCCUUAUAUCCGACAUCCCUGUGUCUCUUGUGUUGGCUGUGGCAUCAUGGGCUGCCUUGGAAAUAAGGGUUCCGUAUCGGUUCGAUUUUGGGUACACAAAACAAGCUUCUGCUUUAUAUGCAGUCAUCUAGCAUCAGGUGGUAGAGAAGGAGAUGAAAAACUCAGAAAUUCUAAUGUUGCUGAAAUUUUGUCGAGAACAAGUUUUCCAAAAGGCCCUUCACUCGAUUUGCCAAGCAAGAUUCUAGAUCAUGACCGAGUAAUUUUGCUUGGAGAUUUAAAUUAUAGAAUUUCAUUACCAGAAGCUACUACUCGAUUAUUGGUGGAUAAAAAAGAAUGGAAUUCUUUGUUAGAAAAUGAUCAGCUGACUACUGAGCUCAAGAGUGGUCAAGUACUUGAAGGUUGGCAUGAAGGAACAAUCAAAUUCCCUCCAACCUACAAAUAUUGCCCUAAUUCUAAUGUCUACUUUGGAUGUAUAGAGGGCAAAAAAGGUGCAAAAUGGCGUGCUCCAGCAUGGUGCGAUCGGAUUGUUUGGUAUGGAGAAGGACUAAAGCAACAUUCAUACACAAGAGGUGAAGCAAAAUUCUCCGAUCACCGACCGGUGAAGGCAAUAUUUUCUGCUGAAGUUGAGACUCUAAGAACAUUAAAAGGACUUCAACAAUUCUUCUUAUCAGAAAGGUUUGAUCAAAUAACAAACGAAUUUGAUCAAAUAUCAUCAACGGAUAAUUUUUUAUGCAAUGGCAGAUUAAGCUUCAAGAUAUAAAAUUAACAUAAUAAUUUUUGUAAAAUGUAUAAAGCCUAAUAGCCCAAAAAAAUCAAAUAUUUACUGAUUUUGUCAAUUUUAAUUAAUUUUUGUAUAUUUUUUUAAUUAUUACCUAGUUUAUAAAUUUUAUUUCUAUAUAUUGUCGUUGUUCGUCCAAUUGAAUUUGAUUUUGCUCUCCCGACAGUCACUAAAUAGUUAUCUAUUACAUAAUAGUCGGCUAAAUUGGAUCAAAAUAAGACAACUAUCAAUAAUUUGUAUCUGAGCAAAAUCAAAUUCAAUUAAGCGGACUUUAACAAUAACUGAAAUAAAUACUCUUAAAUUAUUCAAUAAUUAAUAAAAUAGAAAAUUGUUAAAAUUGACAAAAACAUAUUUACUUUUUUGGUUAUUAGACUAAUGUAUGAUACUAAAAACAGAAUAGAAAAAGAAAGUUUAAUCAAUUAUUAGAAGCUUCUGAUAUUCAUUAUAGUUUUUUGAAUAUGAGGUGAUUUUUUUUAUUUUUAGAUAUGAGGUGAUGAGUGAACAAUAUUAGUGUUUGUUUUUCUUGUUCUCCAUGUUUUUUUAAGGGGGAGAGGAAGUUGUCCUAUUCAUCCUUUCAUUUUCAUUGUAUAUUAUUACUAUAUUUUAUUAAUUUUGUAUUUUUA
This is a messenger RNA of Mercurialis annua (annual mercury), 2053 nucleotides long. Its product is annotated as type IV inositol polyphosphate 5-phosphatase 9. The record is from RefSeq and is a predicted model, not a curated record. The transcript has 8 exons. Bases 105 to 1412 code for a protein of 435 amino acids. NCBI's taxonomy places the organism in Eukaryota, Viridiplantae, Streptophyta, Magnoliopsida, Malpighiales, Euphorbiaceae. Gene Ontology annotation, biological process: phosphatidylinositol dephosphorylation. Gene Ontology annotation, molecular function: inositol-polyphosphate 5-phosphatase activity; phosphatidylinositol-4,5-bisphosphate 5-phosphatase activity; phosphatidylinositol-3,4,5-trisphosphate 5-phosphatase activity.